GGCCCAGGCUCGGGCCCGGGGCUCCCGCGCGCUCCCGGUGCCGCGGGAACGCGCCGGCACCACCCCCGGCCCGUGUCACGUGACUCCCCCCGCACCCGUGUCACGUGGGCGUGCCCGGCGGUUCCCGGAAGUGCGUCACGGGCUCGGGCCUGUCUCCGUUGUCGGCCCGCUCGGAACUUCGGCGCGGCACAAACAGACCGGAGCGGCGGGCGGGGCCGUUUUUAAUACGUGCCACAUACUGAAGACCCCUGAUUGUAUGUUGGGAGCUCUGACAAGCCCAUGCCUUUGGCAGUAAGCAUUGUAGCAGCUGUGAUGAGGCCAUUACUUCCUUGCCAGAGAGUUUGACCACAGAGAGUCGCCAAGAUAGCUGGGCCAGGAAGAAAACGUCGCACCCCUGACCCAGACUCCAUUACCGACCCCGGCGGGCUGUUUGUGUCCUCCAAACGGCUGAAAAUGUCCAGCAGCACAAAUGCCCCUGGCCAGAGGAGAGCGUCUCGGGGCUUGGAUGAUGCCACCAACAAGAAGAAGCAAAAGGAUCGAGCCAAUCAGGAAAGCAAGGAAGAGCUGCUGCUGGACUGGAAGCAGAAUGCCGAUGAGAUCAUUAUCAAGUUGAAUUUGGGCACUGGAGCUCUGAAGGCAGAGGAUGUACAUGCUGAUUUCACUGACACGGACUGUGUGGUCAAACUACCAGACGGGCGCCAGUGGAGCUGUCAGUUCUAUGAGGAGAUCGAGGGCUCCUGCAGCAAGAUCCAGUGCAAGAAGGGCAACUUUCUACAGCUUGUGCUGCAGAAGAAGAUCCCACUCCAUAACUGGUCUUCACUUCUGAAGAAAAGGAAAGACGGAUCCAAAGAAGUGGCCAAAGGGGCUGCGUGCUGGGAGAACGGGAAGGAGAAGGCUGCUUCUGCAGAGCUGACCCCUGAAGAGCCGAGGGCUGAAGGCACAGAGCCACCAAGAUCCCGGCGGGAGCCCUCCAACCCCAAGCGUGCUCCAGGAAGAAGCGAGGUCCUGGGAGGGAAAAGCCCAGCCAGCCCAGGGACACAGAGUGGCCCCAGUGCCAAGCGGGCAGUGUACCUCAAAGUAGCUCCCACGGAAGAGGAGCCGAACGCCAGGGUCAGCGGGAGCACAGAGCCCAGCAAGGGGCACGGGGCGAGGGCCGGCAGCCGCCGCAACGGCAGAGCCAGCCAGGCUGAUGCACCUGCGGCCCUUGCGGACCUUGCGCUGCCACUCGAGAAGGCUGUGGUUUUGGCCAAAGAGACGGUUCCCGUGGAGAUGCCACCUCUCGCAGCUACCACAGAGGUGCUCCCCCACCGUGUUGCCACCUGUGUUGAGAAGAGAGUCCUGCAGCCAGGCAGCCCUACUGAGGCCUUGCGGAGCCGGGACUGCCUGCCCGUCCUGGGAGAGAGCUCGAAGGCUAUCCCAGUGGCCACCCUUCCCAUGGGCAGGGAUGGUGAGAAGAGGGACUGGUCCAAGGACGACGUGGCUCUGGAAGCAGCAGCUGAUGAGCCAGAGCCUUUUGUAAGCCUGACCUUUGUCAAGAAUGACUCAUACGAGAAGGGCAAUGAUCUGGUGGUGGUGCAUGUCUACGUGAAGGAGAUCCACAAGGAGACGUCCAAGGUGUUGUUCCGGGAACAAGACUUCACACUAGUGUUCCAGACGAGUGAUAUGAACUUCCUUCGUCUCCAUCCUGGCUGUGGGCCCCACACGGUGUUCCGGUGGCAGGUGAAGCUCAGGAACCUUAUUGAGCCGGACCAGUGCACGUACAACUUCACGGUGUCUCGCAUCGAUGUCUGCCUGAAGAAACGCCAGAGCCAGCUCUGGGGGGGGCUGGAGGCUCCAGCCACACGAGGUGCAGUGGGUGGUGCAAAGGUUGCCAUGCCUACAGGCCCUACCCCUCUGGAUAAGAACCCUCCGGGCAGUAACCAGCACCCCCUCUCCAGCAAGGAAGAGGCCCGAACCAGCGACAAAGAGAAGCCACGUGUGGAAGAUGGGGCUCUGGAUGGUGUGGCAGCCCGUACGGCCCCAGAGCACUUGGCAGUGAAGCAAGAGCCACACAUUCCUUCGCCCAAACCAACAUGUAUGGUGCCACCGAUGACACACAGCCCGGUGAGUGCCGAGAGUGUGGAGGACGACGAGGAUGAGGAUGAGAAGAAGAAGGUCUGCCUGCCUGGCUUCACAGGUCUGGUGAACCUGGGCAACACCUGCUUCAUGAACAGCGUCAUCCAGUCCCUGUCCAACACACGGGAGCUGCGUGACUACUUCCAUGAUCGGUCCUUUGAGUCAGAAAUCAACUAUAACAACCCACUGGGGACAGGUGGACGCCUGGCCAUCGGCUUUGCCAUGCUGCUCAGAGCACUGUGGAAGGGCACACACCAUGCCUUCCAGCCCUCUAAACUGAAGGCAAUUGUGGCCAGCAAGGCCAGCCAGUUCACUGGCUAUGCCCAGCAUGAUGCUCAGGAGUUCAUGGCCUUCCUGCUUGAUGGCCUUCAUGAGGACCUCAACCGCAUCCAGAACAAGCCCUACACAGAAACUGUUGACUCUGAUGGGAGGCCUGAUGAGGUGGUAGCUGAGGAGGCUUGGCAACGACACAAGAUGAGGAAUGACUCGUUCAUAGUAGACCUCUUCCAGGGCCAGUACAAAUCCAAGCUCGUCUGCCCGAUGUGCUCCAAGGUGUCUAUUACCUUUGACCCCUUCCUGUACCUCCCCGUGCCCCUCCCACAGAAGCAAAAGGUGCUGACUGUCUACUACUUUGCAAAGGAGCCACACAAGAAACCCAUCAAGUUCCUCGUGAGUAUCAGCAAGGAGAACUCCAGUGCCAUGGAGGUGCUUGACUCAGUUGCCCACAGUGUGCGUGUGAAACCAGAGAACCUGCGCCUGGCAGAGGUGAUCAAGAAUCACUUCCACCGCAUGUUCCUGCCCUCUAACUCACUAGACACAGUCUCGCCAACGGACCUGCUGCUGUGCUUUGAGGUGCUGUCCCCAGAGCUGGCCAAGGAGCGUGUGGUGGAGCUUCAGGUCCAGCAGCGUCCACAGGUGCCCAGUGGCCCUGUUGCCAAGUGUGCAGCCUGCCAGAAGAAGCAGCUGCCAGAGGAUGAGAAGCUCAAACGCUGCACGAGGUGCUAUCGAGUUGGUUACUGCAACGUGGCGUGUCAGAAAACACACUGGCCAGACCACAAGGCUUCGUGCCGUCCUGAGAACAUCGGUUUCCCCUUCCUCAUCAGCGUGCCCGAGUCCCGCCUCACCUAUGCCCGCCUGGCCCAGCUGCUGGAGGGCUACGCCAGGUACUCAGUCAGCGUGUUCCAGCCUCCGUUCCAGUUGGGCCGGAUGUCACCGGAGCAGGGGCUGCAGCCUCUGCACUCGGACAAGCUGGAGCCCCUGGCCAAGAGCAGCUGUGCAGCAGCCACCUCUGCCCCCGAGCUGGGUGAUGGGGACAGGGUUUCCAGCCUCCCUCAGGAGCCCCCGCUCUCCCCAGCUGUGCCUGAGCUACAGCCAGAGAUGGGGGAUACUACCACUGUCCGGAGCAAGGUCCUGACAGCGAGGAGUUCCCUCUUGAGCUUGGAUUCAGGGUUCUCUGAGCACAUGGAGUCGCAGGGUGACAGCUGUUGUGAGAAGGAGCCGUCCUAUGAGAGAGCCCUCAAGCCAGAAGCUGCCAUCCCUGGGUACCAACACACUCCAGACUUACUGAGUGCCCGCGCCACACAGUUCUACAUCACUAAGAUCGAUGCUGCCAACCGAGAGCACAAGCUGGAAGAUAAAGGUGACACCCCCCUGGAUCUGACAGACGACUGCUCCCUUGCCCUGGUAUGGAAGAACAAUGAGCGCCUCAAGGAAUUCGUGUUAGUAGAAUCCAAGGAGUUGGAGUGUGUGGAGGAUCCAGGCUCAGCCAGCGAAGCAGCCCGGGCUGGCCACUUUACCCUGGAGCAGUGCCUCAAUCUCUUCACGAAGCCUGAAGUCCUGGCCCCAGAGGAAGCGUGGUACUGCCCCAAGUGCAAGCAGCACCGUGAGGCUUCCAAGCAGCUGAUGCUGUGGCGGCUGCCCAACGUCCUCAUCAUCCAGCUCAAGCGCUUCUCCUUCCGCAGCUUUAUUUGGAGGGACAAGAUCAAUGACAUGGUGGACUUUCCUGUCCGGAGUCUGGACCUGAGCAAGUUCUGCAUUGGUCGGAAAGGUGAGCAGCAGCUGCCUAUGUAUGACCUGUAUGCUGUGAUCAACCACUAUGGAGGCAUGAUUGGAGGACACUACACAGCGUACGCCCGCCUGCCCAAUGACAAGAACAGCCAGCGCAGCGACGUGGGCUGGCGGCUCUUUGACGACAGCACAGUCACCACAGUGGAUGAGAGCCAGGUGGUGACCAGAUACGCCUAUGUCCUCUUCUACCGCCGGAGGAACUCUCCUGUGGAGAGACCUCUGCCAGGGCAUCCCUCAGACCACCGCACCGAGCGCACCCCCUCUGCCGAAGCUGCUGCCAGCCAGGCUUCUCUGAUCUGGCAGGAACUGGAGGCUGAAGAACAAGAGCUGCAGCUUGAGGCACCCCAAAGGCCUGCAAGAAACUCUUGGAGGCCCUGUGGCCAGAAGCGAAGUCCGGGCACCCCCCAGCACCCAGAUGAAGGCUGCGUCAGAUACUUUGUCCUGGCCACCACAGCUGCAAUUGUGGCUCUCUUCCUGAACGUCUUCUACCCACUCAUUUACCAGCCCCGCUGGAGAUAGGCCCAGGCACGUGGCCAGCUGCGGGAGCGGGGCCGCCAGGGCACGCGCCGUCCUAGGACGCUCUGAGACCAAGACAUGAGGCAGCAGGACAGAAAUCGCUGGGAAAGACUCGCCAAGGGAAACAUGGGGCUGUCGGCUCCUGUCUGUCUGCUCUGGCAUCUCCUGUGCCAGCUGGCAGGCCUGUGUGGCCAGCCUGCUACUUUGCCAAGGCACAGCCCAGAACCAGAAGCUCCUUUGCCCUUCCUUGCUGCCCACUGGGAGUGGGCCAGGCCUCAAGGCUACCUGCUGCUCGAGAAGGGACUUUGCUGCUGCAGCGUUGCUGGGGCCUGAGAGCCCUGUGGGCACAUCAACCAUCUCUGCUUGGCUCCCAAGAAGGAAGUGGAGACCUGCCGGGAGGCUGCAGUAAGGGCAGGAUGCCCUGACACGGGCCCUGGCUGGCCACCUCUCUCAGCUGUGCUGCUGUAGGAGCCUUGAACUCCCCUGUGGCUGGGGCUACCCACGGUCCUUGGCCAGCCCAGUCUGCCCUGCUAGCCUGCUGCUGAGCCUUCUGGUGCCAGUUGCCUGUGUGCUGGGAGUGUGUGUGCCGCACUCCUGUGCUGGGGCUGGAUGGGCUUGUCACCAAGGGCUUGUGUGCUUCCCUGCCCAGUCCCAGACAGUGCUGGGGAGCCUGGCAAUCCAGACUGAGGUGCCCAUGAUGAGCACCUGUCUCUGUGGGUCACUGCCUCCCACCAGUCCGUGGGGCUGUGUGCUGGCAGCA
Molecule: messenger RNA, 5458 nt
Organism: Camarhynchus parvulus
Lineage: Eukaryota; Metazoa; Chordata; Aves; Passeriformes; Thraupidae
Gene: USP19
Product: ubiquitin specific peptidase 19
Exons: 27
Coding region: 454-4701 (1415 amino acids)
Biological process (GO): protein deubiquitination
Molecular function (GO): cysteine-type deubiquitinase activity
Source: RefSeq, a predicted model, not a curated record